GAGAGGAGGGGACGAGCCGAGCAGGGGAGACCCGCCGCCUCCCUCCCUCGCUCGCUCGCUCGCUCGCUGACUCGCUCCCUCCCAGGGCUGCGGCUGCUGCCUUUGCAGCAGCGGCGGGAGCAGCAGUCUGGAGCCCGGCGUCGAGGUGAGACCCGGACGCGCCGAGGCUGCGGGACCGGUUGCUGUCUCCACUGCUCCAUCCUCCUUGAGAGCCUCUCCCCUCUCCCAUCCCAAAAUGGCAGCCAGCAGUUCCGAGGGCUCAGAGAGGAAGGGGUUUGAGGAGGACCUCCAGAUCCGGGGGAGAGGGCCUGGCUCUUCAGAAGGGGGAACUGGCCCUGUCCCAGCCGGGGUCCCAGAUGAACCAAAGGCCCCGCAGCCAGGCCCAAACACUACAGAGGCCCCUGUGAACCCAGAAACUACAGGGGCCCCAGUAAACCCAGAUACUACAGGGGCCCCAGUGAACCCAGAUACAGGGGCCCCCGUGGGCCCAGAGGUGGAGCCAACUCCAGAAACCACAGAGACCCCAACUAAAGCCCCAGAAACAACCCAGGCCAGAGACCUCAACUCAAGCCCAGGAGGGAAUUCCAAGGCCAACGCCAGUCCUGAAGAAGCUUGCCAAGAUCCAGCAUCCCAACCGGAAGUGAGCAAAGAGGCCUCUGCAGCUCAGGGGGCUGCUGAGCAGCCCACAGCCCCCCCGGAGCCAGACUUGGAGCCCCCUCCCCAGCCAGCUCUUCAGCCCCAGUCCCCUAACCAGGCGGGUCCUACCCCCGAGGUCCUGACUGAGAGCGGGGGAGGAAAACAGGAGAAUGGGGCAGUGGUUCCCCUGCAGGAGGGCAAUGGGGAUGAGGGCCCAGCCCCGCAGCCUCACUCACCACCCUCCACCAAAUCCCCACCCACCAACGGGGCUCCCCCUCGGGUGCAGCAGCUGGUUGAGGAGGACCGAAAAGGAAGGGUUCACCACAGUGGGCAUCCAGGAUCUCCCAGAGGCAGUCUGAGCCGCCACCCCAGCUCCCAGCUGGCAGGGUCUGGGGUGGAGGGGGGUGAAGGUACCCAGAAACCUCGGGACUACAUCAUCCUCGCCAUCCUGUCCUGCUUCUGCCCUAUGUGGCCUGUCAACAUAGUGGCCUUCGCUUACGCCGUCAUGUCCCGGAACAGCCUACAGCAGGGGGAUGUGGAUGGGGCCCAGCGUCUGGGCCGCGUGGCCAAACUCUUAAGCAUCGUGGCAUUGGUAGGGGGGGUCCUCAUCAUCAUCGCCUCCUGUGUCAUCAACUUAGGAGUGUAUAAGUGAGAGGCUUUGCCCUGCAUCACCAGACUUUUCUUCCGGUUGGGAGCUGCCUUGGGCCUACCCUUCCCUGGGGGAAGCCCAAUCGAUGACCCAGGCCUGAACCCAUAGGGACCAAGGGAGCCUGAGCAGCCUUGUUUACAGCUUCUUCCCUGCUCCUGCAUCCUGCCAGGCUCCUCUGCCAACUGUAGGCCUCCGUUCUCCUGCACUGUUUCCAACCUCCCUGUAUGUCUGCCUGCAUCUCCGCCAACCUCCGGGCCUCCCUGGCUCUGCAUUUCUGGAAACCUCCCUGCACUUCUGGAAACCUCCCUGAACACCUCCCCAACUCUGCACUCGGCUUCCCUUGCAUCUCUGCCCACCUUCUUCCAAUCACGGGAAUUUCCUGCACCUUAGCUUGGUCUCCCCUCCCAACUUCCAUUGUCUUGGCAUCUUCCUCUAUCUGUUUCUUUCUCAUAUUAGAUACCUCUUCCCCCUCCACCUCCUUUUUCCUCUCCCUCUGCAGCCUUCCCUCCCUUCAGGAUCCUCUCCUCUAUCCACCCUCUUGAGAGGCUCAUUCUGCCAAAACUCCAGUUUUUACUGGGGAAGGCAGAGGGUGUCAAGAGUUGGCUCCCUAACCUGGGGCUCCGACUGCUGGGACCAUCCAGGCCCUGAAGCAUGCUGGGGUGGAUGGGGAACCUGCACCUUCAGUCAAGAAAGGCGAAGCUGCUGACCUCCCUCAGGUUGACUCAAAUCACCCCACCUGGCCUUUGGAACCCAGCUUCGGAAUUCCUUUUUUUAUUAUUAAAAGGACGCGCCGGGGCUGGAGUCCUUCUCGGGUUUUAGAAACAGCACCCCCACACACACACCCUGUAGAACCAAAGCUCCGAGCUGAAGGUGCAGGGAGGGGCGGACGCUAACUAUUUUUUAUGAGGACCAGGAGGUUGCAUUUCUGCUGGGGAGGCUGGAACUGAACUCACGCGCGGUUCGGAGUUGGCGGAAUUUUGUUUUCUAAAAACGUGUGUGUGUUAUAUGGGGUGGCGGGUAAACCAACACACACACACACACACACAAAGGAUAUAUCCAAACUGAUUCUCCCUUUUUGUAUGCCGGAUGCUGCAUGAGUCUGAAACACCAAUAAACGCAGACUGCAUGAGACCCGC
Suncus etruscus (white-toothed pygmy shrew) is the source of this 2421-nucleotide messenger RNA. RefSeq names its product proline rich transmembrane protein 2 (gene PRRT2). The transcript has 4 exons. The record is from RefSeq and is a predicted model, not a curated record. Bases 236 to 1288 code for a protein of 350 amino acids. Gene Ontology annotation, cellular component: membrane. NCBI's taxonomy places the organism in Eukaryota, Metazoa, Chordata, Mammalia, Eulipotyphla, Soricidae.